CGCUCCUUCCUCCCGCAGCCCGCGCGCCAGGCCCCUCUCCAGAGGGCCGCCUCUCCAGAGAGGCGCGCGAGGGGCGUCCUGAGGGGGCUCUGCGGAUGUCCACGUGACGCCCCGUCCCGGGCCCGCCGGGAGUAUGGGUGUGCUCAGGGUCGGGCUGUGCCCUGGGCUCAGCCAGGAGAUGAUCGAGCUUCUGAGGAGCUGUGGGAUCAGGACAGUGGUGGACCUGGCCUCCGCAGACCUGGAGGAGGUGGCCCAGAAGUCUGGCCUGUCCUAUAAGGCCCUGGUUGCCCUGAGGCGGGUGCUGCUGGCCCAGUUCUCAGCUUUCCCCAUCAACGGCGCUGACCUCUAUGAGGAACUGAAGACCUCCACUGCCAUCCUGUCCACAGGCAUCGGCGGCCUGGAUAAACUUCUUGAUGCUGGUCUUUAUACUGGAGAAGUAACUGAAAUUGUGGGAGCCCCGGGUAGUGGCAAAACUCAGGUGUGUCUGUGUGUGGCUGCAUCUGUGGCCCACAGCCUACAGCAGAACGUCUUGUACAUUGAUUCCAAUGGAGGGCUGACAGCCUCACGCCUCCUCCAGCUGCUCCAGGCUAGAACCCACGAUGAGGAGGAACAGGCAGCAGCUCUGCAGCGGAUCCAGGUGGCACAUGCAUUUGACAUCUUCCAGAUGCUGAGUGUGCUGCAGGACAUCCGAGGCACCAUAGCCCAGCAGGUGUCUGGUGCUUCAGGGACGAUGAAGGUAGUAGUCGUGGACUCGGUCACCGCUGUAGUCUCCCCACUUCUGGGAGGGCAGCAGAGGGAAGGCUUGGCGUUGAUGAUGCAGCUGGCCCGAGAGCUGAAGACCCUGGCCCGGGAUCUCGGCAUGGCAGUGGUGGUGACCAACCACGUGACCCAAGACAGGGAGAGUGGGAAGGUUAAACCUGCUCUCGGACGCUCCUGGAGCUUUGUGCCAAACACCCGGGUACUCCUGGGCAUCCCUGAGGGAGCAGGAGCAGCAGGCAGCAGGCGGCGCACAGUGUGUCUGACCAAAUCCUCUCGUCAGCCGACAGGUAUCCAGGAGAUUGUGGACAUUGGUUCCUGGGGGCCUGCGGAGCUGGGGCCAGCAUUACAGGAGGAGCAGACAUGACAGUGGCUGUGGACUGGGACGUAGGGGUGCACAUGGAACCCCUCAUAGUACGUGCUGUUUACUCAUCCCUUGGGACUGUUGCGUUCUCAGGCUGGCCAGAGCAGAGAACACUGUCUCUCCAGGGCUACAGGCCGCAGUGGCGGCUGCUCUGCGAGGCCCGAGGAUCAGACUCCCUCCCUGGUCCCAGAGAAGCCCCGUGAGCAAUUCGGAGCAUCUCUGGAAAGGCACAUUAAUGACUGGCUGGAUCAGCCUGAGUGUCUCCGUCUGACCCUACACUGCGUUGUAGCGCAGUGACCCAGCCAGGAGGCCUGCGGCUUGCCAACCUUGAUUCCGUCUCACUGUUAUUUUUUUGGGGGAAGUGGGGAAUGAGCCUGGAGAGUGCAGUUAGGGGGGGACUCUGUGUUUGGAUCAGUAAGUCGGGCUCCCUUUGUGUUCCCUUAGUUACUGGGGAAAUAACCUCCUAAGUGCAAAACUUGUCUGUGUCCUGCUCUCGAAAAUAGAAAAAGGAACUUCACUGAGCUGAUGUCCCUAAAAGGUGGUUUUUCCGCAAGGUUACAAAGAAUGGUUAUUCCUCUUCUCUUUUUACUGGUUUGGUUUCACAUACCUGCAAGUGUCCCCAUGACCGGGUGGGAAUGUGAGCUUGCAGCAGUCCCAGGGAUAUAAGUUAACAGGGAGGGAAGCUGUGAACUCCCCGUGAAUCCAGCCUUGUGUUUAAUAUGCAUGGUGCCCCAUGGGGCCCUUCCACAGGAUGGAGUAAGCAAAGGUGCUGGACCGUGGCCUGGCCCGCAAACGGAGGGGAAUGCUCAGUCAAGCCAGCUGGGAAGAUUGAUGCUGGCAUCAAUCAUACAUGGCAAACCUAGUCCGUUAUGUAGAAGCUCAUUGCUGGUGGCUCUGAGAUGCAAUAUAGCUGCACCUUUUCCUGCCAGCUAUCCCACAGCCUCAUGCCCCAGUGUGUGAAACCAGCCUCCUGUUAUCAGCACUGUGGCCAUCUGUCCAGCAGUGAUUACCCCAUCUGGGAGGGGAGUGCAGAAUAAAAGACAAAGUAAACAAAUAGUUGGAGUUGCUUACUGCCCAUAUA
This is a messenger RNA of Ochotona curzoniae (black-lipped pika), 2201 nucleotides long. RefSeq names its product RAD51 paralog D (gene RAD51D). The transcript is spliced from 10 exons. Gene Ontology annotation, cellular component: Rad51B-Rad51C-Rad51D-XRCC2 complex; centrosome; replication fork. Gene Ontology annotation, biological process: telomere maintenance; DNA strand invasion; reciprocal meiotic recombination. Gene Ontology annotation, molecular function: ATP binding; ATP-dependent DNA damage sensor activity; ATP hydrolysis activity. Bases 134 to 1123 code for a protein of 329 amino acids. NCBI's taxonomy places the organism in Eukaryota, Metazoa, Chordata, Mammalia, Lagomorpha, Ochotonidae. The record is from RefSeq and is a predicted model, not a curated record.